AUGGCAAGAAGUCAGAUGAACCCUGGUCUUAUUCCUCGAUGGACCUGUGUGGAGCUGGAAAUCGUCGAGCAAAAUGCUCAAUGUACGCUGAAACGAAAGAUUCGACAGAUCAUUUUCGGCAACAUCUAUGUCUCCGAAACAGCUCUGAAGCAACAGACACCGAUUCGAAUUGUCGGAAAUAAUAUAAAAUAUGGAGAUGUGAUCACAUUUUUGGACAAUCGCAGGGUUGCUAGAGGAGUCUUCGUGUGCUCGGAAGUUGGUUAUCCGAAUUUUGGAGCUGAGGAUAUCAUCUCAGAGCUAAUAAAUCAGGAAAACGAAAUCCGCCAAUUCGCCCGAAUAAACAACUGCGCCAAUGAAUCUGACUCACUCUUUCUAACCAUCUGCAAGUGUUACAAAUUUCUCCACCAGCGACUUACCCAAGGAACUUUACAAAACGGAAAUCACGGCCAAAGUCAAAACGCAAUUUUCAACAGCCACGUUCAUCAACAACCAGCACAACAAAGCUAUGCGGAGAAAUUGAAGAACAUGGUUACUCAGAAUCAACUGCAGCAGAUGGCGGAGGAACAGCCACAGAUGAUGCAGCCACUGAUUGAAGACACUAUUCAAGAAGUGGGCAAGGAUGAUACCGUCAAAGUCGAAGUUUUUGAUGAUGACGAACCAGUGGUCAAUAGUCUUAGCUCACCGAAGAUGUCCAGCCUACAGAUGUCCGGUCAAAUGACCUCGCAAAUUAUCCCUCCAGCGCUUUCGAAGCAGCUCGCCAGUCCUCUCCGUCAUCCCUUCAGCACUGCUCAUCAGAAUUAUGAAUCUCCACCAAUUUCGCUGCCUAGCCUUCCCGCUCCGGUUAAAUCAGAAACCGGAGAAGUCUUUGUUCCCUGUUUUAUAAAAUUCCCCGUGGAGCGAAAAGUAAAGCUAACCGAUCUAGCCGUCUCAGCAUUGGGAGAAAGCGAAGCGGUGAAGCGCCGCAAAGAAGAACUUCUCGGCGACUAUGAGUUGUGCGUGGUUUGUGGCGACGUGUCCACUGGAGUCCACUACGGAGCAGAGACUUGUGAGGGCUGCAAAGGGUUCUUCAGACGCAUAACCCAGAAUAACUUGACUCCGCGGCUCUGUUCAAACGAUAACCGCUGUGUUAAACGAAUCAACAGGCGAAACAGAACUCAAUGCCCUUCUUGUCGAUUCGCUAAAUGCGUUCAGGUCGGAAUGUCUCGGGAUAAAAUGGACGAAACAAAGCUCCGUCUUCCGAAAAAGCGGCAACACAUCACCGAAAACAAGAUCCUCAACGACGACGGAAAAUCACUCAACGUUGACAAGUACCCAAAGCUUCAGCCGAAAAUUCAAGUGCCGAGAGGGACAGUUCCUGUUCCAUCAGCAGUGGUACAGACGCAGAGACUUCUCGAGCAAGCAGGCUCUGUUUCUAGCUCACCUCAGCUUGAUUCAGAGAAGAAUCCGCUUGCUCAUCUCCUUCAAAAUUCUGAACAAACGACACUCUUGCAAAAGCUUCUCAGUGGCCAGGUGCCGAUUGAACAAUUCAAAAACCGAUCCGCGUCUCCAAUCCCUUCAGCUCCUGCAAAGACACCAACAAAUGCACAGGAGAUUUUGGAGCUAAUGCGAACUCUUCAAAACUCUCAGAAAGGAGCGGAAAAGACUGAUUUGAAUCUGGCGGCUUCUGAAGAGGAUCAAAAAAUCAAAAAGGAAGCUGUCGACGAAAUCCCAGAAGAAAUAAAGAAUUAA
Messenger RNA from Oikopleura dioica, 1728 nucleotides. NCBI's taxonomy places the organism in Eukaryota, Metazoa, Chordata, Appendicularia, Copelata, Oikopleuridae. The record is from the annotation of a GenBank genome assembly.